UGAAAGUAGAAGACUGACUGGUAUGGUGGUGAAGGCCAAGUGUAAAACAGUUAAAACUUUUUGAAUUUUAGCGAUUUUUUCCAUUACUGAAUACCUUAAAAACAGCUCUGGAGAUUUAAAAGCAAUGCUUUUGGCACGAAGACUUCCAAUGCAAUAUGUUGGCACUGCAUCGUCUUGUGAAGGAAAAACUAAACAAAUUUGCAGGUCAAUUUUUAUGGCUAGAAAUGUUUCAAAUUUUAUCCAGAAACCAUUAAUACACUUAAAUGCUUUAAAACCUAAAUGCAUGGGAUGGAGAAUUGAACAUGGUCAAUCAUUCUCUAAAAAUAUGAUUCAUUUCAAAGAAGGGUCUCCAGGUAAAAAAAGAAAAACUAUUGAACAGGAACUAACUGCUUUAAUGGACAAAUGGGAGAUGAAAAAAGCUGUUAAUUUAUUCCGUGAGAGUGUUGAGAAUGGUGUUUUCCCUGAUUUGAGUAUAGUUUUAAAUUUGUUACAACAACUUGGUAACCUUGGUGAUUAUGAAUGUUUGUUGUCACUCAGAGAAUUACUUAUGGACAACAAGUUGUGUUCCAUAGACACUUUUUUCGGUUGUUUACAGGAAGCAUAUUACUAUAGCGGUAGAUUGGAUGAGGCAGUUCUAUUGCUGCGAAUUCUUUAUCAUGAUUUGAGAAAUUACGAUGAUGUUGAUAUUUUUUUUACCUUGAUUGGUGUUAUGCUUCUACAACACUUCCCACACCGAUUUGAACUUAUUGAAAGUUUUGCCAAAGACUGUCGUGAAAAAGAAUGGCCAGACCUUUUGCCAACAGCAGGCUUGUGGAAGUGUUUUGUUCUAACUGAAAAUUUUGAAAAGGCUGAACAAUUAUUGACUACACACAGUGGAAUUAAACAGAAUAUAGCACAAAUGGCGAAUCAUAUAGUGGAAAAGAAGAACAAAGUUGAGGUUGACAGACUUAGUGUGCUCAACUAUUUGAAAGAGUCUUCCAUAAUUACAAAAGAAAAUCUCAGAAUCUCAAUCUAUCUCCAUUUGCUAAGAGAUUUAGUUCAUGAGAGGAAGUGGAGUGCAGUUCUUGAUUGCCUUAAAGAAGCAAAGGAAAGGCAGAUGGUUUUACCUGUGGAUGAGGUGAAAAUGAUAAGAGCUAAAGCAGAACAAGUCUUAUUUAAUGAUGAUUUUGAUAAUUUUACCCUUAUGCAGUGCAUAGACAAACUAAAAAAGUACAAUUAUUCUAUAAAAUCAGGCAAAAAAAAACCUGAUAAAUACUGAAUAUGAAGGUAUCAGUCAUUGUCAGUAUCCAGAUGGACUGACAAGUGAGUGCUUAGAAAAAAGUGACAUAUUUUUCUACAUUCACAACUUUGUCUAUUGUUAAGUGAUUUAAAGCUAUAUAAUUUAUUCAGCAUAAAUGAAAAUAAUCUAGUUACUUCUGUCCAGCAAUGUCUUUCUUAGUGUAUUCUUAAAGUAGAAGAUGCUUUUUGUAAUAUUCCCGACUUUUUCUGUUCACUUUAUUUUUUCUACUUGUGGAAAUCAUGAAAAUAAAUGGCUUGUGAAUUCGAACAUUAAUAUGCAUGUCAGUAUGACAUUGUUUUCAUUUUUAUAAUUCCAACUUAACACAAAGUUUAGAAUAACUAUUCAGGUAUACAAUAUGAAAUCAAAAUAGCACUUUAUGAAUUUGAUGGUUCAUAAGGGUUUUUCUGGAUACGUAGUAAUAUAAUACUAUAAGAC
Molecule: messenger RNA, 1714 nt
Organism: Mytilus californianus (California mussel)
Lineage: Eukaryota; Metazoa; Mollusca; Bivalvia; Mytilida; Mytilidae
Exons: 3
Coding region: 125-1258 (377 amino acids)
Source: RefSeq, a predicted model, not a curated record